AUGGUGAAUGAGAUAUUGAAACACAGUCGAUUGGCUGCCUCCCUUCCAACCGAUGCCAGACUCUCUGUCGAAGCCAGUUUCCGAAAGAGCUUUCUUGCUGCACCAUUGUUUGGAACUGCGGCACUGGUUGUCACUUUCUACCUCGUGGGUAGGAAGCCCGCGGAAGAAAAGAGUGAGAUUGACUGUGAUGAGUAA
Penicillium malachiteum is the source of this 195-nucleotide messenger RNA. RefSeq lists its product as uncharacterized. NCBI's taxonomy places the organism in Eukaryota, Fungi, Ascomycota, Eurotiomycetes, Eurotiales, Aspergillaceae. Bases 1 to 195 code for a protein of 64 amino acids. The record is from RefSeq and is a predicted model, not a curated record. The transcript has 2 exons.